CAGUGGUAGUUAUCAACAAACAUGGAGGAAAUAGGCGUGUUCAUCUGUGGUUGCAUUUUCUUUCCUUCAUGUUUUAUCAUAAUAAGAUAUUUUCUGUAUAAGUUCUUUGGUUCACAGCUUACAGAUGGUGACGUGCACAAUGUCACAGAAAAGUGUGUUUCAAGUAUUCAAGCAGCAGUAGCAACCGUUGUUGGUUUAUUAAUAGCAAUCAAGUGCCAGAAAGAUAUCAUGACAGACAGACAUUGGUUGACCAAUACAUAUGCAAUUUUUGGGAUACCCUAUUUCACUUAUGACACAUUUGCAAUGUACUUUUCAUAUAUCUAUACCAAGCCUGAUGUGCAAUCAAAACCCUUUCUACAAAGACUCAAACAUUUUGCUGAAAACUCUAAAGCCAUGCUGUGUCAUCAUCUUCUUUUGCCUCUUAUUUUAUUCCCAUCAAUAAUUUUUUUCCGAAAAGGACUAGGAGACUUUUUUGUUGGAGUUUUGUAUAUGUGUGAAUUUACCAUUCCAUUUAUCUCGGCAAGGAUGAUUCUAGCUCAGUUACAGAUGAAGCACACCUGGUACUACAUUGUGGCAGGACUUUCCAUGAUCGCUUCAUUCCUUAUUUCUCGUGUGCUGGUUUUUCCAUUUUUGUAUUGGAGAUAUGCAGUUUAUAGGGGUAUCCCCCUUUCUCAGGUCCCCCUUGGGAUCCCCUGGAAAUGUAACAUUGGUUGUCUGGUCAUCUUGCUUCCCCAGAUCUAUUGGUUACUCCUCAUGGUCCGAGGGGCAAUCAAAUUAUUCUACAAAAUCUAUUUCAAGUCCAAACCACAAUGAUACAAGGUGGAUAGAGAAUUUUUUGGUUCCAAAGACAAUAUAUUGCCUAUAAAUUAUGUUAAUACACGUACCUCAUGAAAGAAUUCCAAAUAUAGAUGUGUUCAUAUUUUUUAAAUAUUUGUAAUACAUGUAUACCAAAACUGUAUUCAUUACUAUUUAUUGUCAUAAAAACCCCCAGAUUUCUUUGAUUGUAGGGUACAGUUCUUUUUCAUGUUUUUUUCAAUUAUGUAAAUUCAAUCCUUCCAAAGUAUUACUUCAUCUUACAAAAAUAAUAAAAUAUAUAUGAUAUUUUUAACACACCAUGUAAUAAUAUCUUGCAUAUUCCUUGUUAAGUGUUGACUGGAUCUCAUGGCCACUCCCCAUCUUAACUGAUGAGCAUAAAUAUAUUUCUAUCUAUUGGUAUAUAUGUAUAUAGCAUUGUAAAUGUAAAAUAUAUUCAAUGUUUAGUAGCUGAAUAUGGAAAUUACUUCACAAAAUUCCAUAUCUGUCUACAAAACAUGGAAAUUUUUGCUUAUUACAUUUUCUUGGGUUUUCCUUUCGCCCCUGUCCUUUUUGUAUUUGCUAUGUUGUAGAAUGUAAUGUCAUAGCUGAGAGGUUGUGAGACAACAUAGCUUAGUGAUUAUGAAAUUUAAAAUUGUAAGUAUGGAUUAAAACAACAAUUUGUAGAAACUUUGGCAGAUUUAAUUGUAUCGGGAUUGUUUACCUAUUCAUGCUUUCUGUCUGUGAUGGGAAGGAAAAUCUCGAGUUUUGUUACAAUUUUUUAUUUUAACUGUGAAAAUAUCACUUGUAAAAAUAUAUUUUUUUUUGAAAGGGUCAAUUGCAGUAUUUCACUAUUGAAAAUGUUAUAAAUUUUAUUAUUUACCAGUUAAGAUGGAGAGUGUGCAUAUGAUGGAUCUCAUUGCAUGUGACAAAAUGAAACAUGGUGAACUACAGUGUAAUUUUUUUUGUGAUUAUUUAGCAGUUGAUUUGUAAUUGAUUUAUUAAUGUGUAAUUUGUUCAUAUAUGCUCAAACAUUUCAGGUCACAUGAUUAGCAAUACGUGACACAUAAUAUACAUGAUUAGCCUAAUUUGUACCAGUAUAGAUUUCAUGACAUCUAUGUACUGGCCAUAGUGUGUUACCAAUACUUAUUUUAAGAAAUAUUCUAGUCAUAAAAAUUUAUGUAUUACUGUUCUAACAAUUAUUUUAUUGGAAAGUGGAAAGGAUAAUUCAUUGUAUGUGAAAGCUAUUGUUCUUAAAUGUCAAUUUUUGGUUUUCCAAGCAGAUUUAAGGGAAUUCCCACCUUCAUAUGAUGUCAUAGAUUUUUGCAAAGUCUUUCAUUAAUUUAACUUUGUGCCCAAUAGAAAUAUGUCAUAGGAAAAUGUGAUUAAAUGUGUGACUAAAAAUAUGGUUUGGUACAAUAAUUUAAAAGGUUAAAAUCUUUUAUAAAUAUUUAGUUAUUCAUUCUUUGAAAAAAUGCACAAGGGAAAUAACUCUUACAUAUGUUUCUUCAUUUAUAAUACUUCUAUUGUAAAAUGGUUUCCAUAAU
Saccostrea echinata is the source of this 2339-nucleotide messenger RNA. RefSeq names its product TLC domain-containing protein 3A-like. NCBI's taxonomy places the organism in Eukaryota, Metazoa, Mollusca, Bivalvia, Ostreida, Ostreidae. The record is from RefSeq and is a predicted model, not a curated record. The coding region runs from base 22 to 813 and encodes 263 amino acids. Gene Ontology annotation, cellular component: membrane; endoplasmic reticulum. The transcript has 5 exons. Gene Ontology annotation, biological process: lipid homeostasis.